Erythranthe guttata (spotted monkey flower) is the source of this 3866-nucleotide messenger RNA. RefSeq names its product RNA helicase family protein (gene ESP3). Gene Ontology annotation, cellular component: catalytic step 2 spliceosome; intracellular anatomical structure. Gene Ontology annotation, molecular function: RNA binding; helicase activity. The record is from RefSeq and is a predicted model, not a curated record. NCBI's taxonomy places the organism in Eukaryota, Viridiplantae, Streptophyta, Magnoliopsida, Lamiales, Phrymaceae.
AAAGGGAUAAUUGGAGAGAACUCAUGAGUAACGAUCUUACAUAAAUACAUCUUACUAUCAAAUCCCUCUUGAUUUUCUUUUGACUAAACCCUCUCCCGCACCUCCCCAUCUCCGAUUCCACCACCGCCGCGCACGGUUGUUUCUCUCCGUCCUCCGCCGUCCAACUCCUCCCCUCUUCUACGCUCCCAUUCUCUCUCUCCGCCGCCAGCUCUUCGAGUCCUCCGCCCUUCAUCUAAUUAUCUCCAAUAAUUAUUAACCACGUCUUUCUAAAUUUAAUCACUACUAAAUUGAAAUUUAUACAAACACCUUCGUGCAAUUUGUUCCUCGAUUUUGUUUUUGGAAGGAGAGGCGCAAAACCCCCAAAAUCAAUUCCCGAACGAAAAACCCCAGCUUGUUUUGUGUUUCUAUCCAGCAGCAGAAAAAAGAGCCGUUUACGACGGUGUAUAUCUUCUCGCCGGCGGUGAAAUAGCCACGAGAUCACAGCUUUCAGUGAGAAUGGGUGAUUUGAAGACAUGGGUUUCUGAUAAAUUGAUGGCCCUUUUGGGGUAUUCACAGGCCACUGUGGUUCAGUAUGUGAUUACUCUAUCUAAAAAGGCCUCAUCCCCCUCAGAUAUUGUAAACCAACUAGUUGAUUUGGGGAUCUCAUCCUCUGCGGAAACUUUCGCAUUUGCGAAAGAAAUUUUCGCAAGAGUCGAGCAUAGGUCUUCAGGGCCGAAUCUAUAUCAGCAGCAGGAGAAGGAAUUGGCCAAACUCGCACAGAAACAGAAGACUUACAAACUUUUGGAGGCAGAUGAUGAGGAUGAUGAGAUUGCUCCAUUGCCUAAGAAGGAAAAAAAUCGAAGCAAGAAGUUCAGGAAAAGAAGUGAAACUCAGGACGACAUGGAUGAUGAUGAGGUGGUAAAAAGUGGAGGUGAUGACAGACGAGUACGAAGAAAGACUUCACGUGAUGAAGAUAAUGGCUCUGAGUCAGAAGAAGAAAAAAUACUGCAAGACCAGAGAGAAAAAGAGCAGUUGGAACGUAAUAUCAGAGAAAAGGAUACAGCAGGGACCAGGAAGAUAACUGACCAGAAGUUAACAAAGAAGGAAGAAGAAGAGGCAAUUCGAAGAUCUGAUGCUCUCGAGAAUGAUGAUGGCAUUGGCACAUUAAGGAAAGUGUCGAGGCAAGAGUAUUUGAAGAAAAGGGAGCAAAAGAAAUUAGAUGAGCUCAGAGAUGAUAUAGAAGACGAGCAGUACUUAUUUGAGGGUGUCAAACUAACUGAAGCAGAGAAACGUGAGCAAAGAUAUAAGAGAGAAAUAUAUGAGCUCGUGAAGAAGAGGACAGAAGAGGCCGAUUAUACAAAUGAGUAUCGGAUGCCUGACGCAUAUGACCAGGAUGGUGUUGUGAAUCAAGAAAAGAGAUUUGCUGUGGCAUUACAGCGUUACAGGGAUCCUGCUGCAGAAGAAAAGAUGAACCCGUUCGCGGAACAAGAAGCAUGGGAGGAACAUCAGAUUGGAAAAGCAACUCUUAAGUUUGGAUCCAAGGAUAAAAAGCAAAAACACGACGAUUACGACUUCGUUUUUGAAGACCAAAUAGAGUUCAUAAAGGCAUCGGUUAUGGGUGGUGUAAAUGUUGAACAGGAUGCCGCCGUGCAGUCACCAGAGGAUUCUACCGCCAAAACAGAAUUAGAAAACCUUCAGAGUGUCAGGAAGACCCUGCCAAUCUAUGCUUACAGGGAUGGAUUGCUCGAAGCUAUCAACAAGUAUCAGGUUCUUGUUAUUGUUGGAGAGACGGGUUCUGGAAAAACUACGCAGAUACCUCAGUACCUUCACGAGGCAGGAUUCACAGCGCGUGGAAAGAUUGGAUGUACCCAACCACGUCGUGUUGCUGCCAUGAGUGUUUCGGCUCGAGUUUCUCAAGAAAUGGGAGUAAAACUUGGACAUGAGGUCGGCUAUUCUAUUCGGUUUGAAGACUGUACUUCAGAUAAGACGGUUAUAAAGUAUAUGACAGAUGGAAUGUUAUUGCGUGAAUUCCUUGGAGAACCCGACCUUGCAAGUUACAGUGUGGUGAUGGUUGAUGAGGCCCAUGAAAGAACACUCUCAACCGAUAUUCUGUUUGGCUUGGUUAAGGAUAUCGCCCGAUUUCGACCCGAUCUCAAGUUACUUAUUUCAAGUGCAACUCUCGACGCUGAGAAGUUCAGUGAUUAUUUCGAUUCUGCUCCAAUUUUCAAGAUACCAGGAAGGAGAUUCCCCGUCGAAAUUAAUUACACAACCGCCCCUGAAGCUGAUUACCUGGACGCUGCAAUUAUGACCAUUUUCCAAAUCCACGUCAAACAGCCACCUGGCGAUGGAGACAUCCUAGUUUUCCUAACCGGACAAGAAGAGAUUGAAACUGUCGAAGAGAUUCUCAAGCAUAGGACUCGAGGAUUGGGGACAAAAAUAGCCGAACUCAUCAUUUGUCCUAUUUACGCAAACUUACCCACAGAACUGCAGGCUAAAAUAUUCGAACCCACCCCCGAAGGGGCCCGCAAAGUUGUCCUUGCAACAAAUAUCGCCGAAACCUCAUUGACCAUUGACGGUAUAAAAUACGUCAUCGAUCCAGGUUUCUCUAAGAUGAAGUCUUACAACCCUCGAACUGGAAUGGAAUCUUUGCUGAUUACUCCUAUAUCGAAAGCAUCUGCCGAACAACGGGCGGGUCGAUCUGGAAGAACGGGUCCCGGGAAAUGUUUUCGGUUGUAUACCGCUUAUAAUUACUAUAAUGACCUCGACGAUAAUACCGUACCUGAAAUACAGAGGACUAACUUGGCGAAUGUAGUGCUUACUCUGAAGAGUCUUGGUAUCAAUGAUUUGCUUAACUUUGACUUCAUGGACCCUCCACCUUCUGAAUCUUUGUUGAAGGCAUUGGAACUGCUGUAUGCGCUGAGUGCACUUAACAAGCAUGGUGAGUUGACGAAACUCGGUAGAAGGAUGGCUGAGUUUCCGCUCGACCCUAUGCUGUCGAAGAUGAUUGUUGCCUCUGAUAAAUACCAGUGCUCUGACGAGAUCAUAUCUGUUGCUGCGAUGCUGUCUAUUGGAAAUUCUAUCUUCUAUCGCCCGAAGGACAAGCAAGUCCAUGCAGACAAUGCUCGUAUGAAUUUUCACAUGGGAAACGUUGGAGAUCAUAUUGCUCUGCUGAAGGUUUAUAGUUCGUGGAAGGAAACAAACUUUUCUACGCAAUGGUGCUAUGAAAAUUAUAUCCAGGUCAGAAGCAUGAAGAGGGCUAGAGACAUACGGGAUCAACUGGAAGGGCUUUUGGAAAGAGUUGAAAUUGAGUUGACUACAAACCCUAACGAUUUAGACCCAGUAAAGAAAGCCAUAACAGCCGGGUUUUUCCCCCACUCAGCAAGACUACAAAACUCUGGAUCUUAUAGAACUGUCAAACAUCCACAGACUGUUCAUAUUCACCCUAGCUCCGGUUUAGCACAGUUACUUCCGAGAUGGGUCAUCUACCAUGAGCUGGUUUUAACAACUAAAGAGUAUAUGCGCCAGGUGACCGAACUUAAACCUGAAUGGCUGGUGGAAUUAGCACCCCACUACUAUCAGUUGAAGGAUGUGGAAGAUCUGGCGUCAAAGAAAAUGCCUCGUGGCCAGGGUCGAGCAACUAAGGAUUGAAGAUGGAGAGAAGUCUGCCGGCUUAACAUGAAAUUGUGAAUAAAAUUUUGUAGGUUUAUUUUGUACCAACACAAAUGAUUUAUAUUCUGUAAAGAGAUGAAAAAACAGUUACGAAGGGAGAAUAUUAUGGUUUCGAUAGAUAGUGUUGUGGUUUCGAUCCAUAUUCUGCCUUUGGAAACAUGCCAAGUCAAAAUAUAAAUAUAAAAACUUUGUGCGGAAAUAAUUUCUUUUCAUUCGUA